Gopherus evgoodei (Goodes thornscrub tortoise) is the source of this 1736-nucleotide messenger RNA. Its product is annotated as tripartite motif-containing protein 10-like. The transcript has 9 exons. NCBI's taxonomy places the organism in Eukaryota, Metazoa, Chordata, Testudines, Testudinidae. The coding region runs from base 214 to 1707 and encodes 497 amino acids. Gene Ontology annotation, molecular function: DNA binding; zinc ion binding; protein binding. The record is from RefSeq and is a predicted model, not a curated record.
GGGAGCCCUGGAUUGAAACUCGCAGCUGAAACUGCGCAUAGCUUAGAAGCAAGUUCAGACUAUGUUAUCAACCAGGAAUCGCCUUGAUUCAUCGUCUCGCUAAGGCAGGGGAGCUGGGAACACCCCCUGGAGCAGCUGAAAUGUUUCUGGCAGACACUUGAGGCAGAAUCCAAAGGAAGAGAGAUCAGAGAAAGAUUGGAGACCCCAACAGCCAUGGCCUCCUCCCUUUCAGGCUUGGACAUGCGAGAGGAAGCCACCUGCCCCAUCUGCCUGGAGUACCUGACUGACCCAGUGAGCGUAGACUGUGGGCACAACUUCUGCCGAGGCUGUGUCACCCAGUACUGUGUGGAAUGGGCGGGACGCGGAUCCCUGACGUGUCCCAUCUGCAGAUCCCAAAUUCUGAAAGGGAACCUCCGGCCCAACUGGCAGCUGGGAAACCUUGUCGAAAAAAUGAAACAUGUGGCUGUGUGCACGAGGCACAAAAAGACCCUGGAUCUGUUCUGUGAAGAGGACGAGGAAGCCGUGUGUGUGGUUUGUGAGAGAGCCUCCCAGCACAGAUCUCACACAGUGCUGCUCAUAGAGGAAGCUGCCCAGAAGUACAAGGAAAAAAUCCAGGCCCAUUUGAAGACUCUGAAGGAAGAGAGAGAAAAGCUGCUGGGAUUGAAAGCAACUGGAGAGGGGAAGAGCCAGGAGUAUCUGAAACAAACACAAACCGAGAGGCAGAAGAUUGUGUCUGAAUUUCAGCAACUGCGGCAGUUCCUGGAGGAACAAGAACGACUCCUGCUGGCCCAGCUGGAAAAACUGGACAAGGAGAUUUUGAGGAUACAGAAGGAAAAUGUCACCAAACUCUCUGGGCAGAUUUCCCAUCUCAGUGAGCUGAUCCAUGAGCUGGAGGGGAAAUGUCAGAAGCCAGCGAGUGAAUUCCUGCAGGAUGUCAGAAUCACCUUAAGCAGGUGCGGGAAGGGGAAGUUCCAGCAGCCGGUGGAAAUUUCCCUUGAACUGGAAGAGAGACUCAGUGUUCUGUCCCAUAAAAAUGUUGCUUUACUGGAGACUCUGAGGCAGUUUAAAGACACUCUGCCAUCGGAGCUGGAGAGAAAAGGAUGGAAAUGCUUAGGAUCACAGAGAGACGACACUCUGCCAUCUGAACUGGAGCCGGGAAGGGGAAAAUAUUUGGGAUCACACACCAACGUGCACAUGACUCUGGAUCCAGACACGGCUCAUCCCCAACUCAUCCUGUCUGAGGAUUGGAAAACCGUGAGAUAUGGACGCCUAUGGAACAAACUGCCCAACACGACCAAGAGAUUUGAUUAUGAGCGCUGCGUGCUGGGCAGUGAGGGAUUCACCAUGGGGAGACAUUGCUGGGAGGUGGAGGUGGGGGAGCGAGGGGGCUGGGCCGUGGGGGUGGCCAGAGAGUCUCUGGGGAGGAAGGGAGAGAUCAGCUUUAAGCCUAAGGGGGGGAUCUGGGCUGUGGAAUACUGGGAGGGUCAGUACUGGGCUCUCACUGACCCUCUGACUCCUCUGCCCCUGAGCUGGGUCCCCAGGAGGAUCUGGAUUUAUUUUGACUAUGAACAGGGGCAGGUGACAUUUUUUAAUGCCGAUAACGAAUCCCUGAUCUUCACUUUCCCACCAGCCUCUUUUGCUGGGGAGAGAAUCCGCCCUUUGUUUGUGGUCUGGGAAACUGAGUCCCAGCUCAGACUGUGUCCCUGAGACUUGGAGAAGGGGAAUAAAAAAAAAAA